This is a messenger RNA of Papaver somniferum (opium poppy), 888 nucleotides long. Its product is annotated as serpin-ZXA-like. The record is from RefSeq and is a predicted model, not a curated record. Gene Ontology annotation, molecular function: serine-type endopeptidase inhibitor activity. NCBI's taxonomy places the organism in Eukaryota, Viridiplantae, Streptophyta, Magnoliopsida, Ranunculales, Papaveraceae. The coding region runs from base 1 to 888 and encodes 295 amino acids. The transcript is spliced from 2 exons.
AUGUUGGGAGAAACAAGAACAGGACCUAAAGGUCCUAAACUAUCUUUCGUUGGUGGUGUUUGGGUCAGCUCCUCCCUAAAACCUGCAUUCCAAGAAGUUGCGCAUGCAGUUUACAAAGCAGAAGCCGGGACUAGCGGGGAAGUGCUGAAGAAGGUGAAUGCAUGGGCUGAAGAGGAAACCAUUGGAUUAAUUAAAAAUCUCCUACCUGCUGAUGCAGUCGAUCGUAAGACAAAGUUUAUAUUGGCGAAUGCACUCUAUUUCAAAGGAUCUUGCAACCAGUAUCAAUUUAAACCAUCGCUAACUGAGAUGUCAAAGUUUGAUCUCCUGCAUGGAAAAGAACAAGUAGACGUUCCCUUCAUGUCAUCGAGGAAGGACCAAUAUAUUAGUUGUUUUGACGACUUCAAAGUACUGAAACUCCAUCACGAAAGGGACUGGAAAACCCUUUCAUAUUUUUCUAUGUACAUAGUUUUACCCAAGCAACGCGAUGGGCUGGGUGAACUUAUUGGGAAGUUGAGUUCUGAUCCUGCAGCUUUUCUGGAUCAGUAUGUCCCAGUUUAUCCUCCAUUGGUUCCAACAGGACAAUUCAAGAUACCCAAGUUCAAAAUUUGUUUUGAUUUUGAAGCAACAAGUGUUCUACAAAAAGUAGGAGGACUAGAUUUGCCUUUUGAUAAAUUUAAGGCAGAGCUGACUGAGAUGCUGAAUACUGUUAUUAGUAAGCUUCAUGUUUCAAAGGUUUAUCACAAGUGUUUUGUUGAAAUUGAUGAAAAUGGAACCGAAGCUGCUGCUUCUACAGCUGUUGUUGGACGUCAACAGGAGGAAAUGCGGUGCAAGCGUCGUCCUCCUCCCAUUGAUUGUGUAGCUGAUCAUCCGUUCAUGUUCAUAAUUUGA